UAAACCGCGUAGUGGUAUUCAAUUGUCAGUUGAUUGUGAAAAUGGGGCCUACAAUAUUACUGCUUGUUGGUUUGGUCAUGAUGACCAACGCGUAUGUUCCAAACGUUAAUAACAAAAUACGGGAUUUUUGUAUCGACGACUCAGGAGUCUCAAUAGAAAUGGUCGAAAAUUUGCUGGCAAACCCAGAAAAACAGUUAAUAGACGUGGAAAGUUGUUAUGUACAUUGCAUUUUUACUGAGAUGGGACUCUUAUCGGAAAAUGGCAAUGUAGAAGUAGAAAAGUUCAAAUCACUGAAGGCAUCAGAAGCUCCAUAUAUUGAUCUGACUUGCCUGGAGGAAAUUAAAUCAAUUGAUCAUUGCAACGAAAUGAUGAUAUUAAGAGCAUGCCACGUAUAACUAAUGAAACCUAUGGUGAAGAUAAUGCUGAAGAACUGAGUGAAAAAUGAGAGAGACAUAGAACAAGAACACUGUGUUAAUUUACUGUGUAAUUUGCACACGAAAAUGACCAAUACAAUAAUACAAAGACGUGUAAUUUA
Messenger RNA from Dendroctonus ponderosae (mountain pine beetle), 535 nucleotides. RefSeq lists its product as uncharacterized. The transcript is spliced from 4 exons. The record is from RefSeq and is a predicted model, not a curated record. Gene Ontology annotation, molecular function: odorant binding. Bases 42 to 395 code for a protein of 117 amino acids. Lineage: Eukaryota; Metazoa; Arthropoda; Insecta; Coleoptera; Curculionidae.